AACAUUUUAGAUCUAAGCAUUCUCUAAGAAAACAAAGUCAAACCCAAAAUCUCAUAAAGAAUAAUGGGAGAAACAGAAGAGAAAGUGAAGAACGAUGGUGAUAAUAAAGAAGAGGAACACAGCAAGGUUGAGAAAACAGAGAAGAAGGAUAAAGAUAAGAAGGAUAAGCACGAGGACGAUAAAGAUGGCGGAGGAGAAGAAGGAGAAGACCAAGAGAAGAAGAGCAAGAAGAAAGAUAAGAAGGCGAAGAAAGAGAAGAACCCUGAAGAUAAGAAAGAUCCUCAGAAGUUGAAGACGAAGCUUCAGAAGAUUGAAGACAAGAUUCAAGCUAUGGUCUUAAAGAAAGAUGAGAUUCUGAAGCUUAUUCAUGAGGCUGAACAAGCUAAGCCUAGUACUGCUGCUGUAGAUGCACCACCACCAAGUAACUAACUGAUUUCAAACACAAAGUAUAAACUACAAUAAGUUAACUAAUAUAUAUACUGUCAAUAACAAAUGCUGAUGAAUGUUAAUAUCAGCAUGUAUACCUUGGCUUGAUAUAGGGUUUUUUUUUUAAUUGUUUUGUUAUAUAUGUUUGAUUACCAAUCAGAGUUUGCUUGUAAAUUUUGUGUAGUAAAUUGUACAAAAACCAUAUGUUUUGGAUAUAAUAUAAUACUUUUCAGCUUAA
Camelina sativa (false flax) is the source of this 664-nucleotide messenger RNA. RefSeq lists its product as uncharacterized. The record is from RefSeq and is a predicted model, not a curated record. NCBI's taxonomy places the organism in Eukaryota, Viridiplantae, Streptophyta, Magnoliopsida, Brassicales, Brassicaceae.